Eriocheir sinensis (Chinese mitten crab) is the source of this 3610-nucleotide messenger RNA. RefSeq names its product moesin/ezrin/radixin homolog 1-like (gene Moe). Gene Ontology annotation, biological process: positive regulation of protein localization to early endosome; regulation of organelle assembly; positive regulation of early endosome to late endosome transport. Lineage: Eukaryota; Metazoa; Arthropoda; Malacostraca; Decapoda; Varunidae. Gene Ontology annotation, molecular function: actin binding; cell adhesion molecule binding. The coding region runs from base 401 to 2116 and encodes 571 amino acids. Gene Ontology annotation, cellular component: apical part of cell; cytoskeleton; filopodium. The transcript is spliced from 11 exons. The record is from RefSeq and is a predicted model, not a curated record.
GCCGGGCGGAGGACAGGCGUGCCAAGAGUGGUGCCACCCCCGCCGCGGCCAGUCAGCGCGCGAGGCUCCUAGUGACACUAGCGAGGCACUCCUUGGCACCCUUGUCUGUAGCGACUCUGACAGGCACUGCUCCUUCUGUGGUGGUGAUAGUAGUGGUGACUCAGGUGGUGAUUGGUACUGAUGAACUAAAACUAAACUCUCAUCUCACUCCCACCGUGCCACUUCGUAUUCCCGUUCUCCUUGGUGGUGGUGGUGGUGGUGACAGUGGAAACACCUCAAACACUAGUGGUGGUGACAGGUGACUGCUGCUAGUGGUGUUACAGAGGCGGUGUUGCGUCAUCUGUGUACCUGUGUAUCCUGAUAGUGUCAAGUCCAGGGGAGUAUCGCCUCAGUCAUCAAGAUGCCGAAAGCGGUCAAUGUGCGCGUCACCACCAUGGACGCGGAGCUGGAGUUUGCCAUCCAGCCCAACACGACAGGCAAACAGUUGUUCGACCAGGUGGUUAAGACCAUCGGCCUACGGGAGAUCUGGUUCUUUGGACUCCAGUAUGUUGAUUCCAAGGGCUACGUCACCUGGCUGAAGCUCAACAAGAGGGUCUUAUCUCAAGAUGUUAAGAAGGAAACUCCCCUACAGUUCAAGUUCAGAGCAAAGUUCUAUCCCGAAGAUGUGUCUGAGGAAAUAAUUCAGGACAUUACACUGCGCCUGUUCUACCUGCAAGUGAAGAAUGCCAUCCUCAGCGACGAAAUCUACUGCCCACCAGAGACAUCCGUCCUGCUGGCCUCUUACGCAGUGCAGGCCAAGUAUGGUGACCAGAGUGCCGACAUUCACAAGUCCCUGGCCAGCGACCACAGGGUGUUGCCGCAGAGGGUGAUGGACCAACACAAACUGACGCGUGAUGAGUGGGAGGAGAGAAUCAUCACCUGGUACCACGAACACAAGGGAAUGCUCAGAGAGGAUGCCAUGAUGGAAUACCUGAAGUUGGCACAAGAUUUGGAGAUGUACGGCGUUAACUACUUUGAUAUCAAAAACAAGAAGGGCACCGAGCUGUGGCUGGGCGUUGAUGCCUUGGGACUCAAUAUUUACGAAAAGGAUGACAAACUUACUCCCAAAAUUGGCUUCCCAUGGUGUGAGAUCCGAAACAUUUCCUUCAAUGACCGCAAGUUUGUCAUCAAACCCAUUGACAAGAAGGCGCCGGACUUUGUGUUCUUUGCGCCGCGCCUCCGUAUCAACAAGAGGAUCCUGGCACUGUGCAUGGGCAACCACGAGCUGUACAUGCGGCGCAGGAAGCCAGACACCAUUGAGGUGCAGCAGAUGAAGGCACAGGCCAGGGAGGAGAAGCAGGCAAAGCAGCAGGAAAGGGAGAAGUUGGCCCGGGAGAUUGCCCUGCGUGAAGAAGCUGAGAGGAAGCAGAAGGAGUAUGAGGAGCGGUUGAAGUCCAUGCAGGAGGACAUGGAGCGGCGCCAGAAGGAGCUGCUUGAUGCUCAGGAGACGAUCCGUCGUCUGGAGGAGCAACUGAAGCAGCUGCAGGCGGCCAAGGAUGAGCUGGAGUCCAAACAGACAGAGCUGCAUGACAUGAUGGUGCGUCUUGAACAGGCCAAGGAAAUGGAGGCAGAGGAGAAGCUGAAGUUAGAGGAGGAAAUCCGCUUCAAACAGGAGGAGGUGAACCGCAUCCAGGAGGAAGUGAGCAACAAGGACGAGGAGACCAAGAAGCUACAGCAAGAGGUUGAGGAAGUGCGCAGGAAGCAGGAGGAGGCCUCAGCUGCCUUGAUCGCUGCCACAACCACGCCUCAGCACCACCACGUGGCUGAACAGGAAGGGACGGAGGAGGACGAUGAUGUUCCCAAUGGGGAUAUCUCCAAGGAACUUUACACCAGUGAUGAGCCCAUUGAGGACCCCAUCGAGGAGAGGAGGACCUUGGCUGAGAGGAAUGAACGCCUACAAAACCAGCUCAAGGCCUUGAAACAUGACUUGGAAUCUACAAGGGAUUCUGAUAAGGAGACAACGAUGGACAAGAUCCACAAGGAGAACGUCCGGCAGGGGCGAGACAAAUACAAGACCUUGAGGGAAAUCCGCAAGGGCAACACAAAGCGACGAGUAGAUCAGUUUGAAAACUUGUAAGAAUGCCAUAGAAUCAACAGGUACACUUUAUACACACAUCCACACAUCACAAACACCACACAAAGGUCAUUUAUUUACUACUAUUCCUAACUCACUCCUUGCUUAAGUUAUACAAUAGUUUGCUUUAUAAUAAAUUAUAUGGUGAGGCCAUCCAAGAAGCAAUAGAUUUUUUUUUCAAACAAUCACUUCUUGUACAUUGUCAAAAUGUUUAUAAAUAUGGACUGAAAUUGUCAGUACUACUUAUAACUAAUGAGGACCAUUUGAAAUGGUGCUGUACCAUGCAAUCACUCUCCCCUGAACUUCUAAUCUUCAUAUGGCAAGCCAAUUCUUUGGUUUAAAGUAUGAAAUUUCUUGAAACAGCACAAUUAUUUGAUCCAAUUCAAUGAGCCUCUCCUUGCCUUACUUUGGUUAGUCCUGCUGAUCAAGCAAUAUACCGUGAGAAUCAAAUGUCCCGGACAAUAAAGUAAGGCCAGAAUUGUUGACUGUAAAUAUACGUUGGUUGAUGGGUAGUCUAUUUUGAAUAUUGAAAUUUGUAUUUCUACCAUCUAACUCUAGGCCGCCUUUUAGUGUUGUACAGUUUGAUACCUAUAGCAGAUCUGAUAUACAAGUUAAGGUCUGAUUUUUAUCUCAACGUCUAUCUUUACCUACUUUGUUUUGUAUGGGAAGGAGAUGCUACAUAGGAUAGUGUUCCCAUGCAGCUCUUUCUUGCAGUGUUAUGUUCUGCUCUGGAGUAUUCAGACGAGUUCUGAAAUUUAUUGUAAAAUUCAAUAAUGUGAUGAGUAUGCUCCAUCUCUUCCAGUCUCAUUUGCUAGGAACCUUGUUGCAGUAGAGAAUGUUAUUGCUUUAGGUUUAUUUUGUGGGUCAUUAAUAUAAGUAUCUUUGCAACAUAGUAAAUAUUUUGUGGAAAUUUUUUACUGAAGAGCAUUAAAAAAUCUGCUGAGAUGACCGUGCUUUCUUGCUUUAUCAAGAUUGUAUGUGCUGCCAGUGCCUAUGCCACAGCCUUCCUCUCACUGUCCUUCUGGUCUUCCUGUACAUGCUUACUUCAUCUGAAGAGUAACUUUAGGGUUUCUUCAUUAUGUAUAUACUGUGUUCUGAACACUGCUUUAUUUAUUAUCAGAAGAGUGAACUUUGUCACUGUUCCAUCGGUAUGCUACUACUGCAAACUUGAGAUUCUCAACUGAAUGAAGUUUGUAAUAAAUUUAAAGCACAACUUCUCUGUAACUGCCAUAGUACUGACCAGCAUCAGCAUUUUUGCAGUAUAGCAAUCGAAAUGUUUAAAACUGAACACCUGCAAAGUGACAAGUGUCGACAUUCUUUUUCUGGAGGUAAAGUAAGCAGUGCAGGAGGACUCACUAGAUGCGGUUCACACAGGCUGUAAUGCAAAGUCCAGCUGCAGCUUUGGUGACUGUGUCUAUUGACCCAGCCUUUGAUACGGAUAUCCAGUAUACACUGACGAGGUAAAUAUAAGUCAUUUUUGAAUAAACAAAGAUUGUA